GCGCGCUCCCGAGCCGGAGCCUCCCGCGCUCGUGCCCGCGUCGGUGAGCAGCAGCCCCGGCCGCGCCCCGCCCGCUGCCGGCUGCGGGUAGCCGCUGCGGGUCUGCAGGCCCCGGGGGUGGGACUGUCUCAGCCACCGACCAUGGCCGACCGCGGAUGCCCUCUGGAGGCGGCGCCGCUGCCCGCCGAGGUGCUCGAGAGCCUGGCGGAGCUGGAGCUGGAGCUGUCGGAAGGUGACAUCACUCAGAAAGGAUAUGAAAAGAAAAGGGCGAAGCUGCUUUCUCGUUACAGUCCCCUCAUUCAAGGAGUAGACCCAUGUCUGCAAACAGAGACUAGACUUCCUGGGCCCUUGAUGGCUGCAGCUACACCUAAACCACAGAAGUCUCGGGCUACCAACUCAAGGGAUGAGCGCUUCCGGUCAGAUGUCCACACAGAAGCCGUGCAAGCAGCUUUGGCCAAAUACAAAGAGCGGAAGAUGCCAAUGCCUUCAAAAAGACGGUCUGUCCUUGUGCACUCGUCUGUGGAAACCUAUACUCCCCCAGACACGUCAUCUGCCUCAGAAGAUGAGGGCUCUUUGCGGCGACCGGGGCGACUCACCUCCACUCUGCUCCAGAGCCAUUCCAGCAUCGAGCCCUGGCUCGACAGGGUCAUUCAGGGCUCGUCCACCUCAUCCUCUGCAUCCUCCACCUCAUCCCACCCGGGAGGGAGACCGGCUGCUGCUCCCGGUGCCACCACUGCGCUUGCAGGCCUCACGGCCCACACCCACGUAGAUCUUCACUCUGCCCCACCCGAUGUCACCACGGGGCUGGCGGAGCACUCCCACUAUGAGCGUCCGCAGGUGGUGUCUGUGAGAGGUGUUCCUCGAGGGCAUGGCAGGACCGUGCUGGAAACUGCGGGUGGUGUGCCUGUGAACAGCAGGGUGUCCUCCAAAAUCCAGCAGCUCCUGAAUACCCUGAAGAGGCCAAAACGCCCUCCGCUGAAGGAGUUCUUUGUGGAUGACUUCGAGGAAUUAUUGGAAGUUCAACAGCCAGAUCCAAAUCAGCCCAAACCUGAGGGAGAUCAGAUGGCAGUGCUGAAGGGAGAGCCUCUGUCGGUGGGGACUUCGGGGCCACCAUCUCUGCUGGCUGCGCUGCAGCUCUGGGGCACAACCCAGCCCAAAGCCCCCUGUCUGACUGCCUUGGACACAGCGGGGAAGGCCACCUAUACCCUCACCUAUGGCAAACUUUGGAGUCGGAGUUUAAAGUUAGCGUAUACACUACUUAAUAAACUGACCAGUAAGAAUGAAGCGCUACUUAAGCCUGGAGACAGAGUGGCACUUGUGUUUCCAAAUAGUGACCCUGUAAUGUUCAUGGUUGCAUUUUAUGGGUGUCUCCUGGCAGAGCUGGUUCCUGUCCCUAUAGAAGUACCACUGACAAGAAAGGACGCAGGCAGCCAGCAGGUUGGGUUUCUCCUGGGCAGCUGUGGGGUGACCCUGGCCCUGACCACAGACGCUUGCCAGAAGGGCCUGCCCAAAGCACCAACAGGAGAGGUGGCGACUUUCAAAGGUUGGCCUCCCCUCGCCUGGCUGGUGAUUGAUGGGAAGCAUCUGACCAAGCCUCCCAAAGACUGGUAUCCACUGGCCCAGGACACAGGGUCCGGGACUGCCUACAUUGAAUAUAAAACCAGCAAAGAAGGCAGCACAGUAGGGGUCACCGUAUCCCAUUCAUCGCUGCUGGCACAGUGCCAGGCACUGACCCAGGCAUGCGGAUACAUGGAAGCUGAAACAUUAACGAAUGUGCUGGACUUCAAAAGGGAUGCUGGUUUGUGGCAUGGAGUCUUAACAAGUGUCAUGAAUAGGAUGCACGUCAUCAGCAUCCCAUACGCGCUGAUGAAGGUCAACCCACUCUCCUGGAUUCAGAAAGUGUGUUCCUACAAAGCCCGGGCCGCCCUGGUGAAGUCCCGAGAUAUGCAUUGGUCCCUCUUGGCACAGCGAGGGCAGAGGGACGUCUGUCUGAGCUCUCUGCGCAUGCUGAUUGUGGCUGAUGGCGCUAACCCCUGGUCCAUAUCUUCCUGUGAUGCCUUCCUCAACGUCUUCCAGUCCAGAGGUCUGAGGCCAGAGGUCAUCUGUCCCUGUGCCAGCUCUCCCGAGGCACUAACAGUGGCCAUCCGCAGGCCCCCGGACCUUGGAGGACCUCCUCCGAGAAAAGCUGUUCUGUCCAUGAAUGGCCUGAGCUAUGGUGUGAUCAGAGUCGACACUGAGGAGAAGCUGUCAGUCCUCACUGUUCAGGACGUUGGUCAGGUGAUGCCUGGAGCUAGUGCGUGUGUUGUGAAGGUCGAUGGCGCCCCUUACCUUUGUAAAACUGAUGAAAUUGGAGAAAUCUGUGUCAAUUCUGUUGCAACUGGGACAGCGUAUUAUGGAUUGCUUGGAAUCACAAAGAAUGUCUUUGAGACCGUCCCGGUCACUGCAGAUGGAGUCCCCGUGUCUGACCGGCCUUUCACCAGGACGGGCCUUCUGGGAUUCAUUGGGCCUGAUAACCUGGUCUUCGUCGUGGGAAAGCUGGACGGGCUGAUGGUUGUAGGCGUGCGCAGACAUAAUGCAGAUGACAUUGUAGCCACUGCCCUGGCCGUGGAGCCCAUGAAGUUUGUCUACAGAGGCAGGAUUGCGGUGUUCUCCGUGACUGUGCUGCACGAUGACCGGAUUGUCUUGGUGGCUGAACAGCGGCCUGACGCUUCGGAGGAAGACAGCUUCCAGUGGAUGAGCCGUGUGCUGCAGGCCAUUGACAGCAUCCACCAGGUGGGUGUGUACUGUUUGGCCCUGGUUCCUGCCAACACCUUGCCCAAGGCUCCCCUCGGAGGAAUUCACAUUUCUGAAACCAAGCAGCGUUUUCUGGAAGGGAUGCUACACCCGUGUAAUGUGUUGAUGUGUCCUCAUACCUGUGUGACCAACCUUCCCAAGCCACGCCAGAAGCAGCCAGAGGUUGGACCAGCCUCGAUGAUUGUUGGGAACCUGGUUGCUGGAAAAAGGAUUGCGCAGGCGUCUGGGAGAGAGCUGGCCCACCUGGAGGAUAGUGACCAGGCUCGGAAGUUCCUGUUCCUGGCGGAUGUGCUGCAGUGGCGAGCUCAUACCACACCUGACCACCCGCUGUUCUUGCUGCUGAACGCCAAGGGCACAGUCACCAGCACUGCAACCUGUAUCCAGCUGCACAAAAGGGCCGAGAGAGUGGCUGCUGCUCUCAUGGAGAAGGGGCGACUGGAUGCUGGGGACCAUGUGGCUUUGGUCUAUCCCCCAGGGGUUGAUCUUAUCGCUGCCUUCUAUGGCUGCCUGUACUGUGGCUGUGUGCCUGUCACUGUGCGACCCCCACACCCCCAGAACCUUGGCACUACCUUGCCCACUGUGAAGAUGAUUGUCGAGGUCAGCAAAUCUGCUUGUGUCCUUAGUACACAGGCCAUUACACGGCUGCUCAAGUCCAAGGAAGCAGCUGCCGCUGUAGAUGUCAGGACCUGGCCAACCAUCCUUGAUACAGAUGACAUUCCAAAAAAGAAGCUAGCUAGCAUUUUCAGACCGCCCUCCCCAGACGUGCUCGCGUACUUGGACUUCAGUGUGUCGACUACAGGGAUCUUAGCUGGAGUGAAGAUGUCACACGCAGCCACAAGUGCCUUGUGCCGCUCCAUAAAGCUUCAGUGUGAGCUGUACCCCUCACGGCAGAUCGCCAUCUGCCUGGACCCUUACUGUGGCCUCGGCUUUGCACUGUGGUGUCUGUGCAGCGUCUACUCUGGACACCAGUCAGUGCUUGUUCCCCCGCUGGAGCUGGAGAGCAAUGUGUCCCUCUGGCUGUCUGCUGUCAGCCAGUACAAGGCCCGUGUUACCUUCUGUUCUUACUCAGUGAUGGAGAUGUGUACCAAAGGUCUGGGUGCACAGACCGGCGCCCUUAGGAUGAAGGGGGUGAACCUGUCAUGUGUGCGCACCUGCAUGGUGGUGGCUGAGGAACGGCCCCGGAUCUCAUUGACACAGUCAUUUUCCAAGCUCUUUAAAGACCUGGGCCUCCCUGCACGAGCUGUGAGCACCACCUUUGGGUGCAGAGUCAACGUGGCCAUCUGCCUCCAGCCCAACAGGCUGGGAAAACUAGCUGAGCAGGGCACAACAGGUCCAGAUCCCACGACUGUCUAUGUGGACAUGCGGGCGCUGCGGCACGACAGAGUUCGUUUGGUGGAACGGGGUUCUCCGCAUAGUCUACCGUUGAUGGAGUCUGGAAAGAUCCUCCCGGGAGUGAAGGUCAUCAUUGCACACACGGAGACCAAAGGGCCCCUGGGAGACUCACACCUGGGCGAGGUGAGUGCUGCUGGGUGUGGACCAGGGUGAGAGGUCAUCAUUGCACACGCAGAGACCAAAGGGCCCCUGGGAGACUCACACCUGGGUGAGGUGAGUGCUGCUGGGUGUGGAGCAGGUGAGAGCCUUCCAGACCCUGGAUUCUCUCUCCUCCUCUCAGAAUUCUCUUAGGGUUCAGGUAUUCUUUUGGGACUCCAUGUGUCUUUAUGAAAAGAUCAAUUUUUAUUAUUCUUUAUUGUGUGCAUGUGUGUGUUUGUGUGUGUGUGUGUGUGUGUGUGUGUGUGUAUGUUCUUUGGGUGUAUGCACACAACUGUAGGUGUCUGUAGAUGCCAGAGGCUGAGAUCUUUCCUGGAACUGGAGCUCCAGGUGGUUGUGAGCCACCUGAGGAUGUGCCGGGAACCGAACCUAGGUCCUCUGGAACCUUAACGCUUUCCAGCUUCUGUAUGUCUCUUAAGAAUCCUAGUAAUCUCCUUCCCACCUCUCCUGCACUCUCAGACCCUGCUCGUAAUAUAGGGCUUACAGCGUGUGGGUAAGAGGCCUCUCCUCUCACCGGGUCACCCCACCAACAAAGUUAUGAGAACAUUGGGGUGCCAGGGAAGCCACACGGGACCAUCAUUAGCCAGGGGACAAGAACAGCUGUUUUGGGGAGAACUGAUCAGCCACUCCUUAAAACUAGGUAUAGCAUCAGUGCCAAGGUCACAGACCCAAUGGCAUCAACAACUGACCACAGGUUCAAGGCCACACGGGACUUUAUUCCAGGCUCAGGAUUCUUGGUGACCCAAAGACUCAGCCGUCUAUGGGGCAGUUGUGGCACACAGAGCCUGUCACCGGCAUUAGGUAGAUAGGAAAUGAUGCUCACAGGGACAGGAGAGCCCCUCACUUCCAGGUAGCAUUCACUCAUGGGCAGUGCACAGAUGUUCCCACUCAUGGAAAGUGGGCCAGUGGAGCCUCUUGCAGACAGUGGGAAAGUGGGGUCCAUUCACGGGCACUAGACAGGUGGAAUACUUCACAGAGAGUAGGCAUUGGGGCCUCUCACUUGCGUACAGUGGGAAGAUAGGGCCCCUGGCUUAUGGGCAGGGGCAGGAAGGGCCUCUUAUUUAUGGGCACUAGGCAGCUAAGGGCAAGGAGAGCCUGUAAGGGAGUGCCCACAAGACAUGGGAGUCUGGGCCGAAUGGGAGACCCACUCCUCAUGGGAGCUGCCCUCCUUUCUACUUCUCUUUUUGGAAGUUGUUGUGUGACAUUGUCAGAGUGGGCAGCUUGUGGGUCGGGGUGGGCUCUGUCUAAGAGGCCCCCUUGACACUAUUGAGGACUAUAGGCCACACCUAUAGACUUUAGUCUAUACAUGGAUGCAUAUGAGCUCAUAUGUGAGCAUCCUGCACGAAUGCACAUGACCGCAGGUGCACAG
Messenger RNA from Microtus ochrogaster (prairie vole), 5710 nucleotides. It is a transcript of the gene Dip2a, whose product is annotated as disco interacting protein 2 homolog A. The coding region runs from base 142 to 4338 and encodes 1398 amino acids. Gene Ontology annotation, cellular component: cell surface. The record is from RefSeq and is a predicted model, not a curated record. Lineage: Eukaryota; Metazoa; Chordata; Mammalia; Rodentia; Cricetidae. The transcript is spliced from 36 exons.